Molecule: messenger RNA, 1593 nt
Organism: Malania oleifera
Lineage: Eukaryota; Viridiplantae; Streptophyta; Magnoliopsida; Santalales; Ximeniaceae
Product: zinc transporter 1-like
Exons: 3
Coding region: 449-1327 (292 amino acids)
Biological process (GO): zinc ion transmembrane transport
Cellular component (GO): plasma membrane
Molecular function (GO): zinc ion transmembrane transporter activity
Source: RefSeq, a predicted model, not a curated record
CUCAACCACGCAGGAAUCAAACUUUUCAUGCCACUAUUUUGAUGUUUGUUUUAAGGACUCUAAAGCUUUCAGGUUGAUCCAUAUAAAUUUUUUCAUAGAGGUUCCCAUGUUAGAAAAAAAAAAAAACAGUUUUCACAUCCCUUUAUCUAAAAAAAAAAAGCUAAAUAAAUAUUGAAACAGUCUUUCAUAGAUACAUUUUCAACUUUCAAUCACAAUAUAAUUUCAAUUUCACAUGGUGCAUGUAUCUUAUCUUUAGCUCAUGUAAAUGUUUGGCUACAGCCACUUAUCCACAGACAAACCCUACACACAUACUGUUUGAAGAUAUGUGAAGUUAGAUUUGUAUGAAAUUUAAAUAAAAUGUAAUAUAAAAUUCUAUUAAAAUGCCUAAAUCCAAAAAAUCCAUAUUUCCCCUCCAUAUAGAAGAAGAAGAAGAAGAAGAAGCACCAAUAUGCUCAGACGUCAACAUGACUGCUGUUCACAGAAAAAACUUCAAACAGUUCUACUACUCCUUGUCCUCCUGGCGCUCCCAGCUGCUCAUGCGGUUGCAGGGAACUGCACAUGCGAUCCAGAAGAAAAGGAAGAGCCCAGUACCGACGUUGACAAAAGACAAGCUCUAAAAUAUAAACUUGGGGCAAUAGCUUCCAUACUCAUCGCCAGUGCUAUCGGAGUCUGUCUGCCUGUUCUUGGGAAAGCCCUACCCGCUUUGAGUCCCGAAAGGGGCGCAUUCUUCCUGAUCAAGGCUUUCGCGGCCGGCGUCAUUCUCGCCACCGGUUUCAUUCACGCCCUGCCCGAUGCUUUCGAACAACUCACAUCGCCUUCCCUCAAUAAGAAACCUUGGAAGUUCCCCUUCACCGGCUUCGUGGCGAUGCUCUCUGCCAUCGGAACGCUCAUGGUGGACUCUGCUGCGACUUCGUAUUACCAGAAAGUGGCUAAUUCCCCUGUUGGGUAUGAAGAGAGGGUUGCAGAACAGGCUGGCCGUGGUCACGCCCACAUUGAUGUCCAUGCAAGUCAAGGCCAUGCUCACGGACCAGUUACCUCGUACUCGGAGCUUCUUCGGCACCGAGUUAUAUCGCAGGUUUUGGAUUUGGGGAUUGUGGUGCACUCUGUUAUAAUUGGGAUUUCUCUGGGAACAUCCCAGAGUCCGAAAAAGAUAAGGCCGCUCGUGGCCGCCCUGACCUUCCAUCAGUUUUUCGAGGGCAUGGGACUCGGUGGAUGCAUCUCUCAGGCAAAAUUUCGAGCAGGUUCUUUUGCAAUCAUGGCAAUUUUCUUCGCUCUUACGACGCCAGUGGGGAUUGGAAUCGGGAUUGUAAUAACUAAGAGGUAUUAGGAGGACAGCCCUAGAGCUCUCGUUGUUGAAGGGGUGUUUAAUGCAGCCUCAGCAGGAAUACUAAUCUAUAUGGCACUCGUUGAUCUUCUUGCCGCCGAUUUCAUGAACCCCAAGCUGCAAAGCAAUGGGAGGCUUCAGUUGGGGUCUAAUAUUUCGCUGCUUCUUGGGGCUGGUUUUAUGUCUGUUUUGGCCGCAUGGGCUUAAUAUAUUAGACCCAACCAACCAAUCUGCACAAGCUCUGUCAAUGCUAUACCUUCUUUUGUAAA